GAAGCUUCAAAAGAUGGUGCAUGACAUCAAGAAAAAUGAAAGUGGGAUAAUAAACAAGUUCAAAAAGUUCCAAAAUGAACAAGUGGCCUUAAUUUGCAAAACUGGGAAAGAUACUUGGGAUCGGCUGAAAAAAAAACCUCCACCGAGUCUACCACAAAGGGAUUAUGCUUCAGAACAUGCAGACAAUGAAGAGGACCAAUGGUCAGAUGAUUUUGACAGUGACUAUGAAAAUCCAGAUGACCACUCUGAUUCUGAGAUGUAUGUGGUCCCCACUGAAGAGAAUCCUGAUGACAGCUAUGAGCCGCCUCCAAGUGAGCAGGAGAAAAAGAAGAUUCCUUCGGCAUUCCCUAUUUCUAGGGGUGAAUACGCAGACAAUCGCACCAGUCACCAACUGCUUAACAAACCUCUCCCAAGUACGCCCAGUCCAGCCGUGUCCAGACCAAAGAAACUAUCUGUGCCAUCUCUGCCAUUUCCAUCUCCUGCUGCAAAACCAAAAGUACCACCGAAGCCUAAGGAGUGUAGUGAUGAUGAGGAUAACUACAUUGUGCCAGUGGAUAAUGACGAUAACUAUAUUGAGCCCACAGAAAGCAGCAUGUCACUACCCACAAGAUCUCCUGCGAACAGACUUAUGAAGACUACUCCAAAGCCUUCUCUUGCUUCUGAUAUGCAAGAAGUCUAUGAGGUUCCUGAAGAAGAGGAAAAACCAUCACCACCACCACCAGUAACCAGGUUCACUAAGCCACUUCCAUCUAUGCCUGCUCAGAAUACAGAGCACUCCCACGUGCACAGCAUGACCAGAGAAUCACCUAAGUUGGAUACUUCCAGAAAUAUCUUGCCUCUUCCCAGAAAUCGUCUUCAUCCAAAAGCAGACCAUGAAGCAAACAAUAAUGAUGAAAAUCACAGCUUCAAUAACACGCAGAAAUCCAGAUUUCCCACUGGAGCAGCUCCAUCUCCAUUACCAAGGGGCCUAAAGAAAACUUCUAAUGCUGUAAAUUCACCAAAACCAUGUUUACCUUCCAGAGAGACCUUAACUGCAAAUGAAGAAAAACCUGCAGCACCAGAACGACGGCGAGGUUCCAGCCAAGAGUUUGUGCUUCCACCCCUUCCAAGUGGUUCCCAAAAGCCUUUACUCCAAAAGUCCUCAAUUCUGCCAAAAGUGCCAGAAGCUGCAAACCAAUCUCUGGGUACUUCCCCUCGCAGCAGCAUUUUAUCUACUUCAAGUUCUGCAGACCAGGAUGCUGGUGUUCAUAGUAAAGCAUGGUAUGCUGCUGUCUGUGAUAGGAAAACAGCAGAAGAUGCAUUGUACCGAUCAAACAAGGAUGGAUCUUUUCUAGUAAGAAAGAGUUCUGGACAGGAUUCACGACAACCGUACACACUGGUGGUGUUUUACAAUAGAAGAGUAUACAACAUUCCCAUACGAUUCAUUGAAUCCACAAGGCAAUAUGCACUGGGCAGAGAAAAAAAUGGUGAAGAGCGCUUUGACAGUGUUGCUGAAAUAGUAGAGAAUCAUCAGCACACCUCCCUGGUUCUAAUUGACAGCCAAAACAACACAAAAGACUCUACAAAACUGAAACACAUUGUAAGAGUUUCUUAACUGAACCAAACUGCUAAAAUGAAGACUUUCUUUAAACAUUUCUUUCAACAUCCCAAAACAUGUGGAUCAAGUAUUUAAAGAAGAAAACCCAAAAUUAUGGAAAAUACUCUUUAAGAGCACCUACUGAGUAGUAUGUGAUGCAGUUC
This is a messenger RNA of Eurypyga helias (sunbittern), 1740 nucleotides long. It is a transcript of the gene BLNK, whose product is annotated as B-cell linker. The record is from RefSeq and is a predicted model, not a curated record. Gene Ontology annotation, biological process: intracellular signal transduction; cell surface receptor protein tyrosine kinase signaling pathway. Gene Ontology annotation, cellular component: cytoplasm. Lineage: Eukaryota; Metazoa; Chordata; Aves; Eurypygiformes; Eurypygidae. The transcript has 22 exons. The annotation marks the transcript as partial.